Molecule: messenger RNA, 2462 nt
Organism: Brienomyrus brachyistius
Lineage: Eukaryota; Metazoa; Chordata; Actinopteri; Osteoglossiformes; Mormyridae
Gene: tmem30b
Product: transmembrane protein 30B
Exons: 8
Coding region: 662-1666 (334 amino acids)
Biological process (GO): phospholipid translocation
Cellular component (GO): plasma membrane; Golgi apparatus; endoplasmic reticulum
Source: RefSeq, a predicted model, not a curated record
UCUACCAAGCCAAUAUACGCCUCUUCCUUAAGUAAAUAAAGAAACAGCUUUUAUUGCAAGAAUAUGUUUCCUUCGAAGAGUACUAUUUAAUUUGUUUAUUUUUGGAGAUGUGAUUUGUUUGUUACUUUCCGGAAAAGGUGCGAGUCGUUGUACCGGGUUGUACCGAGUGCUCGGGCAGUUACGGAACCGGCGAUAUUCAUACAUCCGAUAAGCAAAUAAGUGGUACAUAUGACGUGUACUUGUAUUCUUUCCUGGUUAAUAUAGUGCGGUAAUGUCCAUGGUAUCUUCUACUCCUUCACGAGAAGCUAUGAUUGUAAAUGUUGGUGUUGCUGGUACAAUAAGCGACCUUCAUUUACUUUUUAACUGGAACUGCUUUGCUCUUCAGCGAGUGUUUUAUAGACACUGUCGAAGUCAAAUUUAAUGUAGUUGUGUUAUAGUGCAAUUAUGAACUACUGUUUAUUAUCAGCCUUAUUCUUAAUUUGCCCUAUUUAAUGUUAUAGGUUAGGGGUGGCCAAUCUUUUCUAGAACGAGCCGUUGUUUGUGCGGGUUUUCACUGCAACUCUAAUUACAUUACUAAUUAGAGGACUGAUUUGGCUGAAGAUUCCUCUCGCCUGGGUUUGAACAGCUGACCUAAAGCUGCAGCACCUUUUGACGCUGCACCAUGAAGAACCAGCAGGCAGCCAACCGGCCAGACAACACGGCCUUCACGCAGCAGCGUCUGCCUGCCUGGCAGCCUAUGCUGUCUGCCCAUGUCGUUAUCCCGGGCUUCCUCCUCAUCGGCAUGGCCUUCAUCGGCAUAGGGGUGGCCCUCUACAUCACCUCCCAGAACAUCCAAGUGCUGGAGGCGGAUUACACGGGUACGGGCCAGUACACUAACUGCUCCGAAUGUGCCAACAUGCAGACCACUCCCUGCAUCUGCAACGUGACCUUUUCGCUGACCACACUGUUCACGGCGCCUGUGUUUCUGUACUACGGUCUGUCCAACUACUACCAGAACUAUCGCAAGUAUGGGGUGUCGCGAGAUGACGUCCAGCUCUGGGGAGAUCCGACGAGGAGUCCUGCUGAUGCCUGUGCUCCGUACCAGUACAUCGACAGCAAGCCUAUCGCACCAUGUGGCUCCAUAGCCAACAGCAUGUUUAAUGACACCUUCAGCCUGUAUCAGAUCAUCAAUGGCACCAAGAAAGAGGUUCCCUUGGAUGGGAAGGGCAUUGCCUGGUGGACAGAUUAUAAUAUAAAAUUUCGGAAUCCUACCCAGGGCUCCCUGCAAGAUGCCUUCAACGGCACCAUGAAGCCUGUGAACUGGUCCAAGCCUGCUUACGAGCUGGACCUUGGAGACCCGAACAACAAUGGCUUCUUGAACCAAGACUUCCUGGUCUGGAUGAGGACGGCGGCUUUGCCAGAUUUCCGGAAGCUGUACCGGCGGAUCACCGGUGGUGACUAUGCGCUGGGCCUCCCUCCUGGGGACUAUGUCCUCCAAAUUGAGUACAACUACGCCGUAAAAGACUUUGGCCGCAAAAAGGUGGUGUUGAGCAAUGUCACUUGGAUGGGAGGGAAGAACGAGUUCCUCGGGAUCGCGUACCUGGUGGUCGGCUCCCUCUGCAUCGUCAUGUCUGUCGUCAUGCUCGUCGUCUACGCCAAGUACAAGUUUGCUGACGAGAACGCAUGAGCGAGCGGCGGGACCUGCUGCUUUGGCUAAUUUUGGCCUUUGCUCAGUUCGUCUAAGCCAGGGUAGGGGAACCUGUUCCAUGGAGGGCAGUAUGGGUGCAGGUAUUUGGGCUGGCCUCUCAAUCAGCCAAUAAGAGGGUCCCCUGGACUGGAGUUGAAAACUACCAUUUCAUUAUUGGCUGGCUGAUCAUCCCAAAAAUCCACACAUGCACUGGCCCACCAUGGAUCAGGUUACCUACACCUGCUUUGUCUUAAGAUGGCACAAUUAAAUUCAGACCCAGCAAAUAAGUGCCUUUCUCACUUGUGUAAUGUUUGAGUCUCCAUCAGCUUCCAAAGGUGCUUAAUGGUAACUUUAUGAAAGCAGGUAUGAGAAUUGGGAUAUUGACUGAUCCCCAUGUCUGAAUCCUCAUAGAUUCUGGCUUCAGUUGCCCUGGAGAUUCUCUUCCUGGUUUUGCUGUUUAAUUGCUCUUCUGGGUGCUGGGGCUUUAUACUCUGUUACAAACAAUAUAUUUGCAUUUUUAACCAUUUUAAAAUUCCACAAAGAGGAAAGUAUCACAUGUCUGUCCCUUAAUUUUUGGCUCCCGGUUGCUGCACAGUAAAUCUGUACUGUUUGUUCUCAGGUACUUUUUUUUCUUUUAAAUUUCUGAUUUUUGCCGUUUUGAAAUACUUGAAUUUUUUUUUUGUAAUUUUAAAUGAUUCUCUGUAUACCAUUUUACGUAUUGUAAAGCUGCCCUUUGGACUAUUUGUUUAAAUUGUCAUGUCUGACUUUUUUCCAGAAAAUAAACAUGAAGUAUUUA